Messenger RNA from Magnolia sinica, 2405 nucleotides. RefSeq lists its product as uncharacterized. The record is from RefSeq and is a predicted model, not a curated record. The coding region runs from base 90 to 1946 and encodes 618 amino acids. Gene Ontology annotation, molecular function: phosphomannomutase activity. Gene Ontology annotation, cellular component: chloroplast stroma. Gene Ontology annotation, biological process: carbohydrate metabolic process. The transcript is spliced from 7 exons. Lineage: Eukaryota; Viridiplantae; Streptophyta; Magnoliopsida; Magnoliales; Magnoliaceae.
UAUCUAGCCAAUCACCUUUACUUGGUCCUCAUUCUUUCUUUCUAUUACGCCAGCGAAGCCAGCAACGUCAACCACCUUAACGGUUCCCAAUGGCCACCACUUGCUCAUCAUCAUCAUCGUUCAAUCUACACCGUUGUUUCCAUGACACAUGCUUCUUCCAAUCAUCUUCCCGGUCCAAACAUCUUCAUCUCACAUUUCUUCGACCCACAACAACUCCCACAAAGGUAUGUGCUACAGCUAAGGCCCGAUUAGGAGUAGUGGAAGAAGAAAUAGUGGGUCAGAUCAAGAGGCUUCAGAAUGGGCCGGAUAUUCGCGGGGUCGCACUGGAAGGAGAGAAGGGACGGACGGUGGAUUUCACACCGCAGGCAGUGGAGGCCAUUGCAGAGAGCUUUGGCGAGUGGGUGAUUAAUGGUUUGGAUGGGGUGGGAGGAAAGAAGGAGGCGGGCCAAGUUCGCGUGUCAGUAGGCAGGGACCCACGUAUCUCAGGCCCAUCAUUGAGUGUGGCGCUCUUCAAAGGUCUGGCCCAUGCAGGCUGUUUGGCAUUUGACAUGGGACUGGCAACCACUCCAGCUUGCUAUAUGAGCACUUUACUGUCUCCAUUUGCUUACGACGCUUCCAUAAUGAUGACAGCAUCACACCUUCCAUACACAAGGAAUGGGUUAAAAUUCUUCACGCCUAAAGGAGGGUUGAGUUCGAGUGAGGUGGAGGAGAUAUGCGACCGAGCUGCCCGCAAGUAUGCCAAUUGGCUCAUUAAGGGGCUCCGCAAUGUCAGACCAACCUCUGCUCCGACCAGAGUAGAUUUCAUGUCAACCUACGCUCACCAUCUCCGUACCAUCAUCAAGGAAACAGUUCGCCAUCCCUUGCACUAUGAUACUCCCCUCAAGGGAUUCAAGAUAGUGGUGAAUGCUGGGAAUGGUUCGGGCGGGUUUUUCACAUGGGACGUUUUGGAGAAGCUUGGGGCUGAUACAACAGGCAGCCUUAACCUUGAGCCCGAUGGAAUGUUCCCCAAUCACAUCCCCAACCCUGAGGACAAGAUUGCAAUGUCCCUCACUAAGGCUGCCGUUUUGGAAGGUAAGGCCCACCUCGGGAUUGUCUUUGAUACCGACGUUGAUCGGAGUGGUGUGGUUGAUGAGGCCGGCAAUACUAUCAAUGGAGACAGGCUCAUUGCUCUCAUGGCUGCCAUCGUCCUAAGGGAGUACCCUGGGACAACCAUAGUAACUGAUGCUCGGACCAGCGUCGCCCUCACACGCUUCAUCACCAGCAGAGGGGGACAUCAUUGCUUAUAUCGUGUGGGAUAUCGGAACGUCAUCGACAAAGGGGUUCAGCUAAACAAGGAUGGAAUUGAGACGCAUCUCAUGAUGGAGACAUCGGGCCACGGUGCACUCAGAGAGAAUAAUUUUCUCGAUGACGGGGCUUACAUGGUGGUGAAGAUCAUCAUCGAGAUGGUCCGUAUGAAGCUGGACGGAUCAGAUGAAGGGAUCGGUAGCCUGAUCCGGGACCUUGAAGAUCCGGUGGAGUCUGUUGAGCUGAGGAUGAAUGUGCUUUCACAGCCAAACGAGGCUAAAAAGAAAGGUGCUGAGGCUGUCGAAACCUUGAGAAAGUACAUAGAGGAAGGCAGGUUAAGUGGAUGGGAGUUAGACUUAUGUGGAGACUGUUGGGUGAGUGAUGGCUGCCUUGCCGAUUCAAAUGAUGAACCUGCAGCUAUUGAUGCCCACAUGUACCGGAUCAAAGUCAUGGAUGAGGAGCACGGACAACAUGGUUGGAUACACAUUAGACAAAGUGUUCACAAUCCCAACAUUGCACUAAAUUUGCAGUCUUCAGUCCCUGGUGGUUGUCAAUCCAUGUCCCAGAUUCUCCGAGAUAGGUUUCUCAUGGCGAGCGGUUUAGACAAAAUACUCGACAUUGCGCAAGUUAACAGCUACGCAAGAAAGGGGAAUCUAAGUUGAAAUGCACCCUCCACCCACAGUGUACAUUUCAAACCAUUAAAAAAAAAAAAAAAACGUUCCCACCAACAUCCAUGCCCUUGCAUGUACCUACUAAUUAGCACUUGAACUAUAUAUUUUGAAAACUAGUUCACAUACCUAGCAUGCAUAUCAAAUAUCAACAUGGUUCCGUAGUACAUGUGACCUCAAUCCCACCGUUGGGUGGCAUAUUCAUGUCAUAGAUCUAAACCUAUCAUCAUGUAGUAUACACUGUAGACAUGCCCUAGACAGUAUCUGUCAAGUUCAACAAUCAGUAUUCAACGUGCAUGUACAUGGCAAUCACAGUGAACUCUAACAUGCAUCCAUCGAAUGGUGGGAAUGAAUGCAGACGUGGCUUAUCUAUCAAAAUCAAUAUAAAAAAUGGUAUGUAAAACAACAGUAGGUUGUUCUAUUUUAUAUUGAUUGUUGGUAGCAAUUUCUUGA